CCACGUUGUAAAAGCAAUGCGAAGAUUUCGCGUUACAAGACCGAUACUGAAAAUAACGUUUCGCCCAAUGAGCUGUACGACACCUAGUGAAUAUACGUAUGUAAUUGAUAAGGACGAAGCGUUACGCUUUUGUGUUCGUUGCUUGGAGAAGGUUGGCGUUACAAAAACCCAUAGUACAGAACUGUCCGAAGUUUUGAUAACGGGCGAUUUGCGGGGCCACUACAGCCAUGGACUGAAUAGAUUAGAAAUGUAUGUACAAGAGGUGGAAACAGGAGUUUGCGAGGCUCACGGCGAGCCAUGUAUUGAACGCGAAACCAGUUCUACUGCUCUGAUUAAUGGUAAAAACUUAUUGGGACCUGUGGUCGGCAAUUUUGCAAUGAAAACUGCAAUCGCUAAAGCGAAAGAUACUGGAAUAGGUUGGGUGUCUGCUUACAAUUCCAAUCACUACGGUAUUGCGGGAUGGUACAGCUUGAUGGCCGCGAAAAAUAAAUUAAUCGGCAUGUCAUUCACGAAUACCUCUCCACUUGUCUUUCCAACAAGGUCUAGAAAGCGUGCCGUAGGCACUAAUCCAAUUACUGUGGCUGCACCAUCUGAUACCCCUGGCGACGAAUUUGUUUUGGACAUGGCAACUAGUGCUGUCGCUUUGGGUAAAAUUGAAAUGUGUCGUCGAAGAGGCCUACCAAUUCCUGAUGGUUGGGCUGCUGAUUCUGAGGGAAGAUCCACCACAGAACCGGAAGUUGCGAUCAGCGGGGGAGCUCUGCUACCUUUGGGAGGAGAGGAGAACACAAGUGGAUACAAGGGAUCUGGUUUAGCCAUGAUGGUUGAAAUCUUCUGCGGCAUUUUGGCAGGUGCAAGCUAUGGAUCAAACAUCCGCGACUGGAUGCAUGUGGAUAGACCCGCAAAUCUGCUCCAUUGUUGCAGUCAUCGACAAGAUCUCGCAUCAUGA
Messenger RNA from Dicrocoelium dendriticum, 946 nucleotides. The record is from the annotation of a GenBank genome assembly. NCBI's taxonomy places the organism in Eukaryota, Metazoa, Platyhelminthes, Trematoda, Plagiorchiida, Dicrocoeliidae.